Molecule: messenger RNA, 349 nt
Organism: Prorocentrum cordatum
Lineage: Eukaryota; Dinophyceae; Prorocentrales; Prorocentraceae
Source: the annotation of a GenBank genome assembly
GUGGGGGCCGCAGGUGCGGCGCGCCCCGACCCUGCCCGCGCGCCGCUUCGCCGCGUUGCAGGUCGGGCGGCGUUUCGCCUUGACGGCAGCGCUCAAAGGGCCGAGCGAGCCCAGUGAGCACGUGGACAUUGGCGCCAAGCUCGCCGGGCUGAAUUUGGCGGGGCUACCGUCGCGGGCGUGGCUGCGCACGGGCGCUGCCCUGAAGGGCGGCGACGCCGGCAAGUGGCGGGGGCGCGAGUUCGGCUGGCCGGAGUGGCACCUCGCGUUUGACCAAUAUAUGGUCGCUGGGGCUGCGACAGCCCAGAUGUCACUCGGCGCCGCGCUCGCGCAUAAGCAGAACGUCCUGCAG